CCCCGCCGCAGCGCGGGCGGUCAGUGCGCAGCCCCGGCGCCCGCCCGGAGCCCGGAGCCCGGAGCCGGAUCGCGGGCUCGGAGCGAACCCGACCCGAACGCCGCCCCCAGCCAGGCACCAUGCUGCUACUCCUGCUGGGCCUGCUGGGCCCUGCCGCUUGCUGGGCCCUGGAGCCGGCUCCGGGCUCGACGGAGCUGCGCUCUGCCUUCUCGGCGGCACGCACCACCCCCCUGGAGGGCACAUCGGAGAUGGCGGUGACCUUCGACAAGGUGUACGUGAACAUAGGCGGCGACUUCGACGCGGCCACUGGCCAGUUUCGCUGCCGCGUGCCCGGCGCCUACUUCUUCUCCUUCACGGCUGGCAAGGCCCCGCACAAGAGCCUGUCGGUGAUGCUGGUGCGCAACCGCGACGAGGUGCAGGCGCUGGCCUUCGACGAGCAGCGGCGGCCAGGAGCGCGGCGCGCCGCCAGCCAGAGCGCCAUGCUGCAGCUCGACUACGGCGACACGGUGUGGCUGCGGCUGCACGGCGCCCCGCAGUACGCUCUCGGAGCCCCCGGCGCCACCUUCAGCGGCUACCUGGUGUACGCCGACGCCGACGCCGACGCGCCUGCGCGCGGGCCGCCCGCGCCCCCCGAGCCGCGCUCUGCCUUCUCGGCGGCGCGCACGCGCAGCCUGGUGGGCUCGGACGCCGGCCCGGGGCCGCGGCACCGGCCUCUCGCCUUCGACACGGAGCUCGUCAACAUCGGCGGCGACUUCGACGCGGCGGCCGGCGUGUUCCGCUGCCGCCUGCCGGGCGCCUACUUCUUCUCCUUCACGUUGGGCAAGCUGCCGCGCAAAACGCUGUCCGUGAAGCUGAUGAAGAAUCGCGACGAGGUGCAGGCCAUGAUUUACGACGACGGCGCGUCGCGGCGCCGCGAGAUGCAGAGCCAGAGCGUGAUGCUGGCGCUGCGGCGCGGCGACGCCGUCUGGCUGCUCAGCCACGACCACGACGGCUACGGCGCCUACAGCAACCACGGCAAGUACAUCACCUUCUCCGGCUUCCUGGUGUACCCCGACCUCGCCCCCGCCGGCCCGCCGGGCCUCGGGCCGCCGCAGCUCUGAACCCCGACCAGGAGAGGAGCCCAGGGGCGGCCCGGGGCGUGUAUGCCGAGCUGGGCCGUGGCCUGAAAGCCCCGCCGGCGUGAGCAUGACGGCCCGCCCAGUGUGGCUGACUCUGCCAAUAAAGUGGGCCUGCGUCGGCGCCUGUC
Molecule: messenger RNA, 1246 nt
Organism: Neofelis nebulosa (Clouded leopard)
Lineage: Eukaryota; Metazoa; Chordata; Mammalia; Carnivora; Felidae
Gene: C1QTNF4
Product: C1q and TNF related 4
Exons: 2
Coding region: 120-1100 (326 amino acids)
Molecular function (GO): protein binding
Source: RefSeq, a predicted model, not a curated record